CGAGACGUUGGUGUUGCGUUGGUGUGCCGUCAGCUGGGUAGUGAAGCUUUGUUGAAGGAAACGUGCCACGCCCCCUUGCCUGCCGCGGUGCCUCCUUCCUCACGCAGGCAUAGGAUGGUUACUGGGGGAACUUGGGUAGAGUCCUGAAUUGCCCAUGAAGGAAGUCCGAAAGAUACGUGUGAGGAACUAAUGAAAGGUCCACUCGUGCAUCAAUAGUGUGGGGACAAGGGGAGGAGGAGAAGGAGGAGGAGGAGGAGGAGAAUGGGAGGAGGAGGGAGUACGAAUCUGACAUCCUCAACAAAUUCACCGUUGCGCCCCGGAAAUGAGGCCUCUGUCAUGGUGUUUACGUGUCACUGAGGAGCAGAUGAGCCAGUGGAAGGAGGAAGUGCGAGAAAAGUGGUGGUGGUGGUGGUGACAGAAGUGCUGCAAGUGUGUUGGAAUGGAAGGAGGUUUGGUGGAGACUGAUGUGGAUGAAAGUGAAGUCGGGACGAGAACUGUGUCGUGGACGAGAGGCGAAUGCGGGGCAGGUGCGAAUACUGACGGCUCGCGUGACCAGCUGGAGGCGACGGGAGUGACGGGAGAAGUGAGAAAGUAGGGCAGAAGAAAGAAGGAUAGUGAGAAGAAGAAAGAGACGAAAAGACAGUGAAGUCACCAUGCCGCAGACAGCCAAGAAAGCCCUCAAGGUCACCACGGAGAUCGACAUCCACGCGGUGUCGUGUCCCGGUGUAUGGCUGCCGGGGAGGGGCCGCUGCUCCCUCUCCCUGUGUCUGCUCGGCUUCCACACGCGAACCAACAAGCUGCCCCCGGUCUUCCCGCUGCUCUACCACGAAAAGUUCAAGUUUGAGAGGACCUUCGUGGGCGUGCGUAACCUGAGUGUGCUGGAGCGAGUGUUGGAGGCGGAGACGGUGUACUUGGAGUUGGUGCAGGAGGAGCCUUCGGGGGAGACUGUGCUGGCUGUAUUCGAGUCCUCCGUCAGGGACCUCCUCUUCCCCAAGCCAGCGGAAAGGUUGUCUUACUCCGGCGUGGACCUCGACCUGCUCAUGGAACCGACGCGAGAUUUUCCUGGCAUCAUCUCGCCCAAGAUAGAGGUGUCGACCAGGACCAGCGUGAGUGAGACGCGGACGCCCCUUCAUCAGUGCAGCCAGGACACCGUCAGCUUCGGCCACGCCCACAACAAGAACACGAAGGCGGUGUUCCGUGCCAACUCUCCUGACGAAGGGAGGAAAGGGGAAGGGGCGGGAGGAGCUACAGGAGCGUCCAGCCCAGAGGAGGAGAGCGCACCCGCCCACAGGAGUCCCCGAAGAGGGGAGACAAGUGUGCGAACUGUGGGUGGCGGCGGCGGUGGUGGCGGUGGUGGUGGUGGAGGAGGUAGUGGCGGUGGCGGUGGCGGUGGCGGUGGUAGUGGUGGUGGUGGAAGAGAUGACGGACACAAACCUCGCUUCGUGUAUCGGAAAGCUGACGAUGAUCUCCUGUCCCGCCUACCGCCCUCCUCCCCCUCCCGCAACACCAGGUACCUGGGCAUUCCUAGUCGCUACCUGUCUCGCAGUGCCGGGAACCUGUCAGACCUUCCUCGCACCGCCAUCACCAGCAGGUACGGCAGCCAGCGGAGUGGGCGUGGCCUUGCGAGGGCGGCGAGUGAGGCUGACGGCGGGCGCAGGGGCGUGGGCACUGGCGAGGAGGGCAGCAUGUAUAUCCACCCGAGGAGACGUGGCCGCGAGGACUUGGGACACCGCGCCCAUGUCACCGUGCUUGAUCCGGAGCGCUGUCCACACUGCGACGAGGAACACGGAGCCGAGUCUUGCACAACCUGCCGCACUUACCACCGCUACUUUCCACGCCCUUCCUAUCAUCGGCCGCGCGCUCACUCCCACGCUUACCACACCAACCGCCCGCACUCCGCCCUCAAGGUGCUCCGCCAGCCCGCCGCCAGGGAGAUGAGGCCGAGGAAACGCUACCUGGCGGAGAUUGAGGGCACGUUGCAAGGUGAGGGAGACAACCAGAACUCCAGAAGGGCCCGGUCACUGUCCCCGCAACGCCGCCCCACCUCUGCCCCGAUGAACCACCAGGAAACAAGCCCUCCGCGAAGCCCACCACGAGGACGCCCAAAUAGAGAAGCUGAGGAGGAGCUGUCUGACGAGGAAGAGGAGGCCGAAUCCAGGUCCCCGUCGAGGUCUCCGUCACCCCCCGCCAGCCAUGCCUCCGCCCCUGCAGCCAUGACCCGUCCCCGCCCCAGGUCAUACAGGAGACCCUUGACCCCCAAUGCCCCCCGCCACCACUAUUACGAUUCCGACGAGGACUCCGCCGAUGACCUGUACGUCCCCCCAAGGUACCACCGCCACCACUACUACCACCCGUGGGAGGACUGCCCGCUGUGUUACUCCCCUUACAUGCCCCGCUACCCGCGCCUCUCCCGCUGUGGCCUGUGUCACCUGGGAGACCGGUGGUGGUGUUCCAUGUGCUCCAGCUACUGUGGCUGUUCCUGCACUUACCACCUCAGAUGUCGUCCAUCUUCUUUCUGCCAUUCCAUUCAGCCUUAUGUCAAGUCUUACCUGAGGCGGCUGAGAGAGCUAGAUACUGCCACGGCAGAGCCCCUCAACCCAAGACCCAAGUCUGCAAAACCACUUAAAAAUGAUGCAGCCAAAGGUCAGGAUACAACGAGUGAGGACUCUGAGCUCUUUGAUACCUCCCAGGUGGAGGACAUCCAGGAGGGAAUGGACAGCAAGACUCCCAUGACGAAAAGAGAAAAUUGGCUCAAAGGGAAGAAACAGGCCAGAGGUGGAAGUGUGGAGGCCAAUGGAGCCAAUGGCACUGGUAGCCAGGAUAAAGAUGGCAAGAACAAUGCCAACUCAAGCUGAUGAUUUAUCCUGACUAGCUACACAUUCCUUUUUAUAUCUAAGGUAAGUGGAUGUCUUUGGUAGUAGCAGUGCUGAUGCUGUUGAUGGUUCUCCAACAUUACUCUGUUCAGCCAGAAAUCCUCACUUUUUGGCAUGACUUAAACUUUGUGUGUUGUAUUGUUAUAUCUUUUUUCAUUACACUUACACAGGUGUAUGUAUUGUGAUAGAAUAAUAUAUUGUAGAUUUUUAUCUUGUUCUAUAGGAUUUAUAAGAUUAAGAUGUUUAUAGUUUGAUAUUUAUAGGAGUAAGAUGUUUAUAGUUUGGAUCAUAAGAAAACCACUUCAUUUAUAUACUGUGAGUGAAAUAUGUGUUUUUAAUGAAUGAAAAUUACUAGUCUAUGUAAUGCCAAGGUCCAACAUUUAAAGAUCAUAAAUUUGCCUCUUAUAUUUUUUCCUGCAAUGAAUGCUGUCAUAAACAUUUAUGGACAUUGAACCACGUGAACAAAUCACUCGUAUAUUUAAUGGGAUUGAAUGUACUAUUAGUACAUAAUUUGUGGACACGUCCCUUACUGCAAAAGUGCUGAAGGCAACCUGCAUAUACCUUCCAAGUCAAGACCGUCAACCCACACUGUACCGCUAACCACUACACUGAAUGGCUUCAGCCUGUAAUGGUGUAACUCUGGUAGUGUCCUUUGUGGGAUUUCUGGAUUGUAAAGUUAGUUUGAGGCAUGCAUCAAAAGUAUACAAUUUUGAAGAGGAUCUCUGAGGAUACAUGUAGUUCUCAAGCUAUUAAGAAUCUUUCAUAAAUAGUUUAAUUUACCUUGAAGGCUUGAAGGAAUCAUCCAGUAAUUUACAGUUUUUACUUUUAUAUAUGAUUUAUCAUGUUAUAUUGUUGGUUAUGAGAUUAUCAAAAUUCAGAUGUUAUAUAUAAGGUAUAUUGAAAUUCUAGAAUUUUGAAAUUUUCCUGUAUAGAAGCAAAGUAACUGAUCUUGUAUAGUAUUGAGAUAAUUGACCACUGAGGGGAGAGCCUUGUCCUGUUCUAUUUCUAUGGUGUACCUCACACAUACAUAGUUCAUUGCUACUACAGCAAUAAUUUGUAUAUCAGCUGAUACCCUCACUGUCGACCAACUUCUCUCUUGUUAUCUGUUCUCAUUUAUUGUAACUUCUGGACUCAUCUCCUUGUAUUGUAUGCAAUAGAUAAUAGUGUAUACUGGUUACCUGCUUAGCAUAGAAAAUACUGUUCUUGUAUUCUGUGUUCAUGAUGUACAGAUAUUUAGUGCCACUAGCUGAGCUCUUUCCAAUGUCACUCACUGCCAAAGGUGUUCCAUUCGUUCCUGCUGUGAUGGGAAAAUAGUCGUAUAUCAUACUCUUACAAUAAAAGAGAAGCUUGCUGCACUUGUGUGUCACAUCACAACUGAAUCCAUCCAUAGGCCGGAUAGCCAUGUAGCACAGCUCGUUCUGGGAUAUUGUGGCGUCUCAUCACAACCAGCUACUGACCACUGGUUUCUGCUACCAUGGCUGGGGCCUCAACCCUUGGGAUGCAAUUCCUUCAGACUCCAACCUUUCCUACUUGUAUUGUCUGAUCUUCAUUAUACUGUACAUCAGACUUAAACCAUUUCCAUGGAACUGAGCAGAAAAUCUGGAAGCCAGUUAAGAGGAGAAAGAAACUAAGAAAUACCAAAUACUUGUAUAAUCAAUUCUUUGAUCAAAAAUAGUGUCUGCCACACAGGGCAAAUGCAUAACAAUGAGAUGAUCACAUGGCCUUAAAGGAAAUACAACAGGGAUAUGAUCAAUAGUUCUCCAUAUUAUAUCUUUAAACAGAACCUGUGAUAAUAAUAAAUACAGUAUCAAUCAGCAAGGCUCAAGGCAAGAGUACCGCAGUACAUGCUCGUAUUGUUUAAUACCCCGUAAAUAGUGAGGGAGACACCCGACUUGUAAAUCAACCCACCAAUGUGUGAUACUGAUAAAGCUAAUUACGUUAAUAAGCUAAUGAAGUGCACGUUCGCUAUUAAAAUUUUCACUAACCCAUGACUAACAAUUAACAGAAGAUUUAAAACCCUUGAAAAAUUGUCCUCAGUGACAAUUGCAAUGGAAAAAAUAACAUGUCACGGACUUGAAAUGCUUAAAAACACUAAGUCAAUGCACUUGUUGCCCAGACCCUCCUUGCCUCAUACAUUGGAGGCCAAACACUUCCAGCCUGUCAGCGCUGAUGAGUAGUGACAACCUUCCCCAUGGAACUUUGGUCAACUCUCUUGUUACUGAUAAACAUUUUGGGCACAUCACAUAAUGCAUCCUUAUCCUGUAUUAAACUGAACCAUCUCUAGAGCAGCAAAUUUAAAAUGAUGAGUAUGAUUAUCAAAAACAAAUGACAAUCCCAUCCCCCCCCCUGCUGUUGAUCCCUUUCCAUUCUAUGCAGGUGUCUCUUGUUCCAAAAGCUAACCACUCUAACUAAAGCUGUCUGAAGGAUACAGGGUUCCCUGGUGGUGUGACUGUCACUUACCAGCGCUGACAAAUAUACAGCCCAAGAGAGAGACAGAGGACUAGGCUUAAAAAAGUAGAAACUGCGGAUCACACCUUCGAGGAAAAGUGAGGGUCACUCGUAUGUCAAAGGAGAGGUUUUCAAGUCACCGAACAGUUAAAUUGAAAAAUGGCUGUUCUCUUUUUGUAACUGUGAAUGAAAUUCAUCACAUUAAAGAGCCACAGAGAAAAGACUAACUAUGGAAAAUAAAGGGAAAUUGUGCAAAAAAGAAUAGACACCUA
Portunus trituberculatus (swimming crab) is the source of this 5593-nucleotide messenger RNA. Its product is annotated as insulin receptor substrate 4-like. The coding region runs from base 654 to 2855 and encodes 733 amino acids. Lineage: Eukaryota; Metazoa; Arthropoda; Malacostraca; Decapoda; Portunidae. The record is from RefSeq and is a predicted model, not a curated record. The transcript is spliced from 13 exons. Gene Ontology annotation, molecular function: myosin light chain binding. Gene Ontology annotation, biological process: spermatogenesis.